Molecule: messenger RNA, 3839 nt
Organism: Fundulus heteroclitus (mummichog)
Lineage: Eukaryota; Metazoa; Chordata; Actinopteri; Cyprinodontiformes; Fundulidae
Gene: bmp7b
Product: bone morphogenetic protein 7b
Exons: 7
Coding region: 318-1601 (427 amino acids)
Biological process (GO): SMAD protein signal transduction
Cellular component (GO): extracellular region
Molecular function (GO): cytokine activity; growth factor activity
Source: RefSeq, a predicted model, not a curated record
AGCGCACAGCGCCUCCUUACAACUCCUUACAGCCUCCUCUCCGCAGUUGCAAGCUGCACCGCAGUAGUUAACUUUUGAUCGCAAGGUUUUGAAUGAGGACCGAGGCGCACGCGAUUUCAAUCCACCCAGAAAAGCGAUCAAUUAAAUGACAUUUCCGUUGAGUUGAUGCAUCACUUAGAAGUGGUUCCCCUCAACAUGAGGGCAUUUAAGUGAUUUUUGGAUAUUGAUUACUGGGCUGAAUUUGUGUUAAGAGUUAUCCAUCCGUUUUUCAGAGCUUCGGCGAACCGAUCUUGGCGCAAUUACGCACACGGAGCGCCAUGGCACAUAUUCUGGGCAGACGUACGCCCGUUUUGCUUUUGGUCUGGAGCUACUGCGUGCUCGCGGAUAUAACCUUUACGAACUUCACUUUGGACAAUGAAUUCCACUCCAGUUUUAUCCACCGCCGGCUGAAGAGCCAGGAGCGCAAGGAGAUGCAGCGGGAGAUCUUGUCGAUUCUGGGGCUGCCGCACCGGCCGCGACCUCACCUCCACGGGAAGCACAACGCUGCCCCGAUGUUCAUGCUGGACCUGUACAACGCCAUGUCCACGGAUGGGGACGAAACUAGAUACUCUUACCCUUACAAACCCAUCUUCACGACCCAGGGCCCACCGAUUGCCAGCCUACAAGACAGCAACUUCUUGAAUGACGCUGACAUGGUCAUGAGCUUUGUGAAUUUAGUGGAGCACGAUAAGGAAUUCCUACCAGUGCGGCGGCAUCAUCGAGAGUUCAGAUUUGAUCUGUCACGUAUCCCAGAGGGCGAGGCCGUCACCGCUGCCGAGUUUCGUAUUUACAAAGAUUUCAUUCACGAAAGCUACGAUAAUGAGACCUUUCGGCUCAGCGUCUACCAGGUGUUGGAGGAACAUUCUGACAGGGAAUCGGAUCUCUUUCUGCUGGACUCGAGGGUGAUCUGGGCAGCCGAGGAGGGCUGGCUGGUGUUUGACAUCACAGCCACCAGUAACCACUGGGUCCUGAACCCUGGCAGGAACCUGGGGCUGCAGCUGGCCCUGGAGACCCCAAACGGAGAGAGUAUCAACCCUCGUGUGGCCGGGCUGAUUGGUCGCAGUGGGCCUCAGAACAAACAGCCCUUCAUGGUGGCCUUCUUCAAAGCGACUGAAGUGCACCUGCGAAGCAUCCGCUCAGCUUCAGGAGGAGGAAAACAACGUAACCCCAACCGGUCCAAAGGCUCAAGGAACCAAGAGGCGCUCAGAGCGGCCAAUGUUGCAGAAAACAGCAGCGCUGAUCAAAAGCAGGCGUGCAAGAAGCACGAGCUCUACGUCAGUUUCCGUGACUUAGGAUGGCAGGACUGGAUCAUUGCUCCUGAAGGAUAUGCUGCAUUUUACUGCGAGGGAGAGUGUGCCUUCCCACUGAACUCCUAUAUGAACGCAACAAACCACGCCAUUGUGCAAACACUUGUUCAUUUUGUCAAUCCGGAAACGGUUCCCAAACCUUGCUGUGCACCGACGCAGCUCCAUGCCAUCUCUGUGCUCUACUUUGAUGACAGCUCCAACGUGAUCCUCAAGAAGUACCGCAACAUGGUUGUCAAAGCUUGUGGAUGCCGCUGAACCAUCAGGAUCUUCACAGGGAUGCACACAUACGCACACAAACAGAGGAGAACGGACAGGGCGCUCAUAUGCUGCAAAGGGGCCGCAGAGAAUAGUUUGUGCAUAUUAUUGUAAGGCCAAUCAUGAAUUUCACCCUAUUUAAAGAGAUAAUCCACUCCCAUAUUUGUUUAAAAUAAAAUAAACAUGUAGUGCCUGGCUAUGCUGUCAUUUUUUAGCAGCAAAUGUGAAAGCCCAUGCGUAAAAUAUGGACCAAACAUUCCAAAAGCAAGUUGCAAUUUUGAAAAACAAGCCUAGUAUAAGACCCUUUGGAAGAUGUUCAUUCAGCUAUUACAUUUAAAAGCAGAUAAAACAAAAGUUAAAUCAUGAAUACUACUUAAAUUACCAGUUUAACCAAUACCAAUGACCAAUAGAUGAAAAUAUUCUUAGCUUCUUUAGAUCCUAUUUCUUUAAAGUGGUUUGAGUUGGUUUAGAAAUGUUUUUUUUACGGAUGAAAAUCUAAUUCUGUGUUAAUCAAUUUCCAACCAAGAGAUUGCAGAUCCGCCUUGCAGCAUAAAGCCUUUUCCCGGAGCAUCUUUUUUCAUUUUCCAUUUUCCCCUUAUAUUUUCAAUAGGUUUGAGAUUUGGGUAAUUUGAAAAUGAGAUAUCGCCAUUCCUGCUGAAGGUUCAGUAAAUUAACCGAAAUGUUACUCCGCACUAAUGUGCUGAAUGUAGCGGUAAAGACAUCUUUACCUGACAUGGAACCUCACGCCAUAAGUGAUUGAGGGCAUGUACUUUUUAAAGUCAUUUUCUUCUUCCAAAGUUUCAGAAAAUUAACACCAUACAGGUUCUACUACCGUUUUCCUUUUCGAUUGCAUUUUGGUGAUUCUUCUCUGAGAACCACUGCCAGAUUAUCAUACGUGAUGAAUGAAAGAUCUUCAUGAUAUUAUAACCUUACACACUAUUGCAAAAAUUACACACCAUUGCAAAAAGUUUUAAAACAAAAAUUUAUAACAUGAUGUUAUGAAUUGUUUUUACUAAUAAGAGAGCAGUAACAAUUAUUCGUGCUGCAGUACUAUUAUAUUUAUAUUAAUGUUAUUUAUAAUACCUCACUUAUAGAACCAAGUCAAAUAUGUAGAGCAAACUUUUGGUAAUUUACUUGUUGCUUUCAAGUGCUCAUUCUGUAGAAUAUUUUAGCUUUUUGUCAUUCUGCUCUUUAGGAGGAAUAUAAAAAAAAACUGAUAUAAGCUGGUUAAAUAGUCUGGAUGUUUACUCGGGUAGCUAGGCCGCAGGUUGCUGCGAACUGUAGUUUUAAACCGUUUCCAUAAUGGGAGUGACGUUUGGCACCCCUUUAACGUCCACAACAUGACCACGGGCAGCGCCAGGGGUAUCUUGGAGUUGCUAUAGCAACACCAAGAUUUAGCCUAGCAACUGCUAAGCAACCCCAAGAUUUUUGUUAUGAAAACUGAAAAUACACUGUAGUAAUUUAGUAAUGGGUUAAUUUUAAUUUCAAAUAUACGGAUUGCUCAACACUGACUGUGUUGAGCAAUUGUUAUAUUUUUUCAUGUAAGGAAGGUUAACGUAAAUCAGUAAAGCGGUAAACUUGUAGAAUAAUGGAGAGGUUUCUCGUUCGGCCAGCAACUCCUGUCUGUCAUAUAGCAACUGCUAAGCUUGAAAAAAUUCUGCCGCUGCCAACGAGCAUGACUGUGAUCAGAUCAAAAACAUUUCUAAACAAAUGCUUUUGUCCCCCUCUGUACAUGAGGGGAGAACAGUAGCAUGCUUCUCUCAGCCAGCUCACUGGCAGUGUGCAGCAACAGGCAAGGGAGAGGGGCCAGCAUUACUCCAUGCAGCAUCUAGCCAGAGAAAACUCAUAACUCUGGACCUUUUCCUGGCAUCUCAUUAAAAAGACUUUCAUGACAAAGAAUGAGCAGUUUUGCAACUCUGACAUUUCAAGACCUUGAUAGAGUAUAUCCUAAAACCAAUUAGGCAUUAAUUAAAGCAUCCUUAAAGGUACUUUUUAGUCACCUUUAAUUUUUCUUUAGCUGGAAAAAUCUGUAACUGUUAAAGACAAUAAGAUUCUCUUUUGAAUCAGUCUGCAGACCUCUUUCUAUUAUGUUAGAAGCUCAACUCUCUCUACCAAUAUAAAGCUUCAAAGGUAGAGUCGCCGAUUUGUCCAGAAAUGUAAGUAGGUCCCUUUUUGAAUAACUGCGCAUGCACAAGACCUUUUUACCUGCUUUUCCGCUCCUCAGGUGGGUCGCAAAAA